AUGAGUUCCGAUUCACUCCUAGCUGCUACAGAUGAAGCUUACAGGACAUUGGACCAUAUACUAACAUCUACCAUCCUUUGCAUUGCCGUAUCUGGUGGUGACUCAAAGUCUGAGAGCCUUAGAUGGUGGGACGAAGCCACUAGAGGUGCUAUUGAUUUAGGCCUGGGCCGUGAGGAUGAACCUUGUCGGGCUUCAGAGUCUUUCUGCUCAGCUCCAUUUUGCCCGUGUAAAUACAGAUACUCACACGAAGACCUGCCAUUGGCAUUUUUAGAGGUUAAAGAAGAGAGACGCAGGGUGUUUUGGCUUCUAUACUGCCUUGACCGUCACCUUUCUCUGUCUCACAACAGGCCUCUUCGUAUCCUCGACUCAUCAUGCCAAGUAUACGUACCUCUAGAUGAUGAAAUUUGGGAACGACUUGAUGAGUUUCCAAGUUGUGCCAUAUCUGGAAGGACAACACAACUUCCUACCACUAUUACCGGGGCUACGUUCUUUACCUUCUUUUUACCUCUUAUGGUCAUCCUUGGAAAUAUCAUACACGAUCACCAUACAAAGCAACAUCCAUAUCUGGGCAUAACAUACGGCAGCCAAGGCAUCGCAAUAAUUGAAGAUAUGAUAACAACUUGCGAGACGAGUGUGCUUGAGCUUGCAACAGAAGUCGAAGUUCACGAAGUGAGCUUGCGGCCUUGGAACCUCGCCAGCCACAAGUUACGACUUGUCAUAGCGUAUAGCAAGCACAUUCUUCACGUUUUCCACGUACUUCUUCAUGGGAAGUGGGACGCACUCAGUAUGCUUGAUGACGAAGAUGGAUGGAUCAGCACGCUUGCGUUCUCAAAAUGUGCUUCACACGCUGUUGCUGCGUCCGACGCAGUGAUGAAAAUACUAGAAUUGGACCCCGAACUUACGUUUAUACCGUACCUUUUCGGAAUCUACCUCCUGCAGGGAAGCUUUAUCUUACUAUUGUUUGCGGACAGAAUGCCUCAGCUGGGUACCAAUGAGAGCGUUGAGCAGGCCUGCGAGGUUAUAAUACGUGCUCACGAAGUGUCUAUCGUAACACUGAGCACUGAGUUUCAGCGCAAUUUUCGAAGGGUGUUGCGUUCAACGCUAUACAGUGUCCGAGGGAUCAGUUUCGAAGAGUGGGAGGAGCGCAAGAUUGCGCGCCGCAGUAUCCUAUCUUUAUACCGCUGGACAAAUGGCGCAAGGGGUUUGUGCAUAUAA
Messenger RNA from Colletotrichum truncatum, 1215 nucleotides. RefSeq names its product C6 transcription factor. Gene Ontology annotation, molecular function: zinc ion binding; DNA binding. The record is from RefSeq and is a predicted model, not a curated record. NCBI's taxonomy places the organism in Eukaryota, Fungi, Ascomycota, Sordariomycetes, Glomerellales, Glomerellaceae. Gene Ontology annotation, biological process: DNA-templated transcription.